Messenger RNA from Enterobius vermicularis (human pinworm), 975 nucleotides. NCBI's taxonomy places the organism in Eukaryota, Metazoa, Nematoda, Chromadorea, Rhabditida, Oxyuridae. The record is from the annotation of a GenBank genome assembly.
AUGGAAGUUGCGAAGGGAUCUGUCGGGAAGCUUUUACAAUGUUUGCCACAGGAGACAAUCAAGUAUGCAUUCGCUUAUGGGUCAGGUGCUUUUAAGCAGACCGGUGAUACAACUACAGACAAGAUGGUGGACUUCAUUGUGGCAACUAAUGAUCCUGUUAAAUUCCACUUGGAAAACAUAAAGCAAAAUCCAAAACAUUACUCAUCUGUGCGUUUUUUGGGUGCACAUAUAGUGUCACAACUACAGCAGAAGUAUGCGGCCAGAGUUUAUUACAAUACUCGUGUGCGUCACAGGGAACGUUUAAUUAAAUACGGUGUGGUAACCAUUGAUGAUCUUCAACAUGAUCUACUUGAUUGGAAAUGGUUAUUCCUAGCUGGACGCCUUCAUAAGCCUGUACUAAAUAUUGUUGAACCGGCUAGAAACAUUGCCUAUGCAAUACAGGAAAAUUACAAAAGCGCUUUGCAGGCUGCUCUUUUGCUGCUUCCAGAAUCAUUUAAUAUCAGUCAGUUUUUGUACCAAAUUGUUGCUUUAUCCUACAAUGGCGAUUUCCGCAUGCUUUUUGGAGAAGACAAAAAUAAAAUCAAAAAGAUUGCUGAGGGGAGCGCAGAAGAGUUGCAGGCAAUCUAUAUGCCCUUGCUUGAAUCAGACAGUAGAAUUCUUGUUCGAGGAUCCUUGAUUGAACAGGACUUAAGCAGUGCAGCGGUAUAUCACCGUCUGCAGCUUUUACCAAGCGCAGUCUUGGAGAAGAUACAGAAAACUUAUCAUCAGCGGGACGCUAAACAACGCGAUAUUGAAGAGGUAACAUUUUCCUUGGCCAAUCAUAUUGAUGCACCUCAGCAGGUUGCUGCUGCAUUAGAAUCUAUCGUAUCAUCUGCAGCCUGGUCACAAACCCUUAAAAACAUUGUUACUGCUGGAUUUGCUCGUUCAGUAGUAUACUCUUAUGCAAAACUGAAGAAAAUGUUUCGCUCUUACUGA